Messenger RNA from Monopterus albus (swamp eel), 4501 nucleotides. RefSeq names its product PDZ domain-containing RING finger protein 4. Gene Ontology annotation, molecular function: protein binding. NCBI's taxonomy places the organism in Eukaryota, Metazoa, Chordata, Actinopteri, Synbranchiformes, Synbranchidae. The transcript is spliced from 9 exons. The record is from RefSeq and is a predicted model, not a curated record. The coding region runs from base 361 to 3057 and encodes 898 amino acids.
AAUCAAACUGAAGGAAACUGGUAAACUAGGCAAAACCACCAGUUUGUGAGGAUCGCUACAUAUUUGGCUUUACAUUAAAGUCAAUGUGUCGUUUAUGUGAGUAGCAGGACGUGACACAGAGGUCUGAUGACCCUGACCAGAAAGAGCAUAAGUGAGUUAGGGUGAGGAUUUCUGUUCACAUUCUCUCCUCAAAACUACACGACAGGCGCAGCCACUCAGCACAGCUCCAGGGACGCAGACCGGUGAGACCUUUACGCUCACGCUUCCACGUGCUUAGACUUGUAAAAACAAACAAACAAACAAACAAAACAACUUUUUGCUGACCUAUUCUACUGCGUAGGAAAGUUACCUGCGCAAACAAUGUGCGCGGAUUGUCCAACCUCUUGCGGAUAUAAAGAUCCUGUAUGUCAAGCUUUAAACGCAGGCGAGAUGGAGUCGCAAACAAAGCCAGGCACGGGUCACAGCGGUGACGGUGUUUGUCAGAGAGGAUGUGGGCUUCUGCUGCCCACUGAGGACAUAAGCAAACGGCAGCACUGCUGCGUGGAUGCCCUCCGCACGGUCACUGUUGCGCUGGAAGAAAGACGCACAACUUUGGAGCAUGAAGCCCAGAUGGCGAGGCUCAGAUGGAACAGGAGGGAGCAGCUCCUGUUAACCAAGGUGUCAGCUCUGCAGAACGAAGCUCAGCUCGCUGCUCUCAAGUACCAGCAGAGACUGCACCAAUACAUGUUGCACAUCAACAGCAUUGCAGAACAGGUCAUUGGGUACUACAAGAGUGAUUUAAGGGGAACUGCUGACACUCAGAGCCAGAUAUCGGAUAGAGCAACAUGUGCAGAGAGAGACACACAAGAGCAAGUCAAAACACCAGAGGUAAAUGGAAAGGAGUUGUCCAAGUCUAGCCAUGAGGAGACUGCAGAGGCCUUUCGUGCUGCCAAGGACCCCGUCGUGGUGCAGGUCAUCAGGCGGACCCCGAGCGGCCGCCCCCAUGGCCCUCCUCAGGAAAUCCAAGUGGUGGAUGUGUGCACUCAGACCGACAUCACCUUUGAACACAUCAUGGCGCUAGCAAAGCUCCGGCCUUCAACCCCUCCUGUGCCUGACAUCUGUCCCUUCCUGCUCUCUGACAGUUGUCAUUCUCUUCACACAAUGGACCAGGAUUACUAUGAAGGGACAGACUACCUCUCCCCUGUUCCAGCUGACGGGGACAGAACAGAGGAGUUUGAGUAUGAGGAAGUGGAAUUGUGUCGACUCAACAGCCAAGAGAAGUUGGGGCUAACUCUGUGCUACAGGACAGAUGAAGAAGAGGAUGUGGCCAUCUAUGUCAGUGAGAUCAGUCCAAAUAGCAUUGCUGCCAGAGACGGACGUAUCCGAGAAGGGGAUCGCAUUUUACAGAUUAAUGGCCAAGAUGUGCAAGACAGAGAGGAAGCCAUGGCUGCGCUAUCCAGUGACGAGUGUAGGAACAUUGUACUGCUGGUUGCCAGACCUGAGAUGCAGUUGGAGGAAGCCUGGCUGGAUGAUGAGCACAGCGAGUUCCUGGAGCAGCUGAAGAUGGAAAUGUUAGAGGAGCAGCAGAGAGAAGAGAUGGAACUGGCUGCCCUACAGGAGGAGCAGGAGAAUGAACAGAGAGCAGAUGACAAACCUACCUGCUCCACGCUUCCUCAUCAUAAGGACAGAUCAGAGCAUAAUGUCCUGGCACACAUCCAGAGACGUCUGUCCCAGUGCCUGAGAGACAGUCGAGAUACACGCUGUACCACUGGCUCUACGCGACUAGAGGACAAAGAGGAUGAGGACGAUGAUGAGGCAGAGGGCGAUCGCUUCCAGCAGCUCCUGGAACUAAAGUGUCAGAUUCGUAACAGUGGCGAAUACGACCUGUUCUACAGCCGCCGCAGUACCAUUGAGUGCAGCAAGGCGGAGCAGGGCAGUGUACAACAUGAGCUGCGUAUGCUAAAUGAGGAGCUACGCAGCAUUGAGCUUGAAUGCCAGAACAUCAUGCAGGCCCACAAGCUUCGCAAGGGCCAGCAGUCUCCCUUAUUAGGCUGCUCUUCACCCUCUACCAAAAGCCAAAGCCUCCAUGGUGGCGAACCCACAAGGGGUAAGUUGAAUGACAUUACUGAGAGGCUGGAGAAAUCGGACAAGGACAGCUCCAGUGCCUAUAACACAGCAGAGAGUUCACGGAGCACCCCUCUGGCAAUGGACCGCUCCCCAGAGCACUCGCUCCAGAGGAUGGUUAGUCUCACCAACCAGAGGAACCUCUGCACUGGCCUCGCAACUGGCCACUCUCUUAGCCUGAGCCCCAUCCCAGCAUGCCAUGCUCUGGUCCCAGGCAGGAGUAGCAGCCCUGAUCACAGCAAUCCUUCUGAGUCAGACCAGACACCUCAGGCUGAGGAGGAGAGCCGAAGGAAAAUAAAGCCAUGUGGUUCCAAGAUUCCUUACUUCUCUCCAUCUCUCAGUUCCCACCAGAGACAGGCCAACAUCCCAGCUCAUGCCCAACACUAUCAGAGCUACAUGCAGCUGAUCCAGCAGCGCUCAGCUGUAGAGUAUGCUCAGAGCCAGCUCAGCCUGCUCAGCGUCUGUAAAGAGCCUCAGAGGCCCAUUAAUGAGCCCAAGAUGGAGUGGAAGGUCAAGAUCCGCAGCGACGGCACCCGCUACAUCACCAAGAGGCCUGUGAGAGACAAGAUCCUGAGGGAGAGAGCCUUAAAGAUUAAAGAAGAGCGUAGUGGGGGAAUGACCACGGAUGAUGAUGCAAUGAGUGAAAUGAAGAUGGGGAGGUAUUGGAGUAAAGAGGAAAGAAAACAGCAUCUGGUCAGGGCAAAAGAACAGAGGAAAAGACGAGAAUUCAUGCAACGCAGUCGACUGGAAAGCUUGAGAGAGAACCCUCAGAGCAGCAGUGAGGGUCGCAAAGAAGUCAGCAUUAUAGAGCUCAGCCACAAGAAGAUGAUGAAGAAACGCAACAAGAAGAUCCUGGACAACUGGAUGACCAUCCAAGAACUGAUGACUCAUGGCACUAAGGCCCCUGAGGGGGCCAAGGUGCACAAUGCCUUCCUAUCAGUCACUACUGUAUAAAAAGAAGAAAAGGAAAAAAAAAAACAAAAAUCUCACACACAUUCUACCCCAUGUGGUAAAAUAUUCUUGCCUCGUUAAAUGUGGCAUUUUUAUGAGGACAAUAGUAAUAUUUUUCACACUUUGUAACCCAAAAAUAAUUUUGUAAAGAAUUUAUCACUGGUGUCAUGGCAUUUUCAUUUUUCAGUAUUUUAUUUCACAGUACUCUGUGGGGAAAAAACAUUUUUCUAAGAAGCUAUGAUAGUUAUUUUAUUACUUCUCUCUAAACAUGUUUAAGCUUUUCAAUUCUAUUUUCAUAUUUAUGUUGUAACCAUAUAACGCAAGAUAGUUGUACGAGUAUCUUAAAAAUUUGUCUGUUUUCCUUUAUGCAUUAUGUACACUUGCCAAUUGCAAAACCCAAUGACUCAGCGGGUCUCCUCCUUUUCAUUUGGUUAGAUUAUAAAAAAAAACAGAUCUAUUUUACAGCUGCAAUCAAGUCAUUGUUGAUAGAACUGUUUCAGAUUAUCAGUCCAACUAGUUGGUCAUAAAAUUAUAUCUUAAGAAUAGGGCUGUACAAUUAUCCCUUUUUUGAUCACGAUUCAGACCCCUCUGCGAUUUCAGUCACGUUUGUGUUAACGGAGAUCCUAUGCAUCAAACCAAGCACUGGCUUUCCUUGCUAAGCUGCAUUAACUAAUAACCACAGCCAGUAACCACACAGUGAUUUAUUUCUCUCAUUUUGGCCUUAAAUGCUGUUCAGCACUGGGGGUUUAGGACAGGCAGCGGAACGUUUGCAAAAAAAUAGUUGCAGAAGGGCAUUGAAUGUCUUUUACCAUGUCAAACACAUUAAAUUUGUUUUUGAAAUCAGACUCCUCUCACCUGUCUACAGCUCACCAAGUGGCAUAAAACAUUUUUGUUAUUGGUUAACCAACCUUAGCGAGGAAAAGGGAACACUUGUCUUGGUCCAAGGAGUCUCCCUGCAAAUGCAAAACACAGCAGAAUCAUGAUUAAAAAAAAAAAACUUAAUUGUGCAGCCCUAAUUACAAAGAACAUAAAAACAGAUUUCAGCUUUAAAGGCAUACAAAUGACAACUGUUUUCAGUGCCUAAAAGGUAAUCAAUUAACUUGGAAAACUCAUAGGGAUGGGGUUGUUCAACAGCAUUUAUCAAAACUGGAUCCAGUUUCAAACAUGCUUAUUAAAUCCAAAUCCUAGAGGUUUUAGAUUAACAUUUUAAACUGUUAAUGAGCAAAUGCUUUUGGUCAACACAACUUUUACUAAUAUUAGUUUUUUUUUAAUGAACUUACAACAGUUGAAUACCUCUUCUUAUAGCAUCUUUUCAUUUGUUUUUCUAAUUCGUCAACUUGAGUCUCCUCCCACACAAAGCUAUAAAUAUUUACAAAACUACUACACAGAGGUCAGAGGGAAAAUAACCUUUUUUUGGUUGGGACUGGGGGCACACAUCAAAAAAAAA